Messenger RNA from Bubalus bubalis (water buffalo), 282 nucleotides. It is a transcript of the gene CCL3, whose product is annotated as C-C motif chemokine ligand 3. Gene Ontology annotation, cellular component: extracellular region. Lineage: Eukaryota; Metazoa; Chordata; Mammalia; Artiodactyla; Bovidae. The record is from RefSeq and is marked provisional. Gene Ontology annotation, biological process: positive regulation of GTPase activity; cellular response to interleukin-1; monocyte chemotaxis. Gene Ontology annotation, molecular function: CCR chemokine receptor binding; chemokine activity.
AUGAAGGCGCCCGUGGCUGCUCUCGCCGUUCUCCUCUGUGCCAUGGCCCUCUGCAGCCAGGUCUUCUCGGCACCAUUUGGCGCUGACACCCCAACGGCCUGCUGCUUCUCCUAUGUCGCCCGGCAGCUUUCUCGCAAAAUCGUAGCUGACUAUUUUGAGACCAGCAGCCAGUGCUCCAAGCCUGGCGUCAUCUUCCAGACCAAAAGAGGCCGGCAGGUCUGUGCCAACCCCACUGAGGACUGGGUCCAGGAAUACGUCACCGACCUGGAGCUGAACCCCUGA